AUGUCGAACCAGGUUGACACCAAGGAAGGACAUCCGUCAACGUUCGCCCACCUCGAGGAUGGCCCACGGACCGAUACCGGGAAAGAUGCCGAGGAACGUGCGCUGCUCCGGAAGAUCGAUAUGCGACUGGUCCCUUGCGUUUGGAUUAUGUACCUGAUGAGCUACCUCGAUCGAAGCAACAUCGGCAAUGCUUACACCGGAGGCAUGGGCGACGAGCUGGGGAUGACCAGCACCGACUAUUCUAUCUCUCUUCUGGUAUUCUUUAUUAGCUAUGUGCUCUUCGAAACACCAUCCAAUAUGAUCCUGACGAGAGUCCGGCCUAGCAUCUACAUGCCAACGCUCAUGUUUCUUUGGGGCGGUCUCUCGAUGUGUAUGGCUGCAGCCCAUAGCUGGCAAGUGGUAGCAGGUCUUCGCUUCCUUCUUGGGGUCCUAGAGGCCAGUUUCGCACCAGGAGUACUCUUCCUGCUCUCAGCAUGGUACAAGAAAGGCGAGCUCGGCCGUCGCUAUAGUGUCUAUUACACAGCUGUAGCACUGUCCGGCAUGUUUGGCGGCCUCAUCGCCGGCGGGCUCCUGCAAACUUUGGAUGGCGCACAUGGAAUAAGUGGCUGGAGGUGGCUUUUCAUCGUCGAAGGGGCAGGGACGUGCUUGGUAUCGGUAGCUGCGCUGUUUGCCCUGCCCGAUUUCCCGUCGACAACUCGUUGGCUCACGCCUAAUGAACGCGCUCUGGCCAGCAGACGUCUUGCCAGAGACUCCCUUGGCGAUACCCAAGAUGGCGAGACAAUCCAUCACAAGGUUGCCCUGAAGAUGGCACUCACAGACUGGAGAACAUGGGCUUUCGUCCUCACUUACAUGGCCACAACAGGCGCCCAGACGAUACAAUAUUUUAUCCCUGAGCUUGUGAAGUCGAUGGGAUACACAGGGUUCGAAGUACAGUACUACACCGCGCCAAUCUACGUCUGUGCCUUCGUGGCCAUCCUUGCUUUCUGUUUUUCCUCCGACUUCUUCAAGGAACGCGCGUUCCAUCUAGCAGCCGCCUCGGCACUGGCUAUUGUUUGCUUCGCCGUUCUCAUCGGCGUUUUGAACAACACAGGACGAUAUGUCCUUUUGUGUUUUGGUGUUGCAGGUGUCUAUGCUGCAUGCCCUCUUGUUAGCAUAUAUGUCUCGAACUCUAUUCCUCAUCCUUCUGAAAAACGCGCCAUUGUUCAAGCAACAGUCAACGCCCUUGGAAAUAGCGCCUCGAUUUAUGGCUCAUUCCUCUUCCCAAGUAAGGACAAUAACCAUAACCGUCUGGGCUUCAGCGUUACGAUGGUUUUCAUGGUUAUCGCUCUAAUUAUGGCAUUCGUACUACGAUAUUUGCUCGCCAAAUUCCCUUACCCAGAGCUUGUCGUACAUGGACAUGGAGCUGCACCAGCAAAAGAUGAUAAAGAAGUGGAUUAA
Messenger RNA from Diaporthe amygdali, 1437 nucleotides. RefSeq lists its product as uncharacterized. The record is from RefSeq and is a predicted model, not a curated record. The transcript is spliced from 8 exons. The coding region runs from base 1 to 1437 and encodes 478 amino acids. Gene Ontology annotation, cellular component: membrane. NCBI's taxonomy places the organism in Eukaryota, Fungi, Ascomycota, Sordariomycetes, Diaporthales, Diaporthaceae. Gene Ontology annotation, biological process: transmembrane transport. Gene Ontology annotation, molecular function: transmembrane transporter activity.